CAGAGUUUAGAGUCGUUUUAAAAGUAACACAAUGAAAGACUAAAGCAAUAAUGCCAUGGUUAAUCAUUAUUUGAGUUUACCAAAAUUGGAUUUGUGCCAUUCGAGAAUUUUGUUCAUAAUUGUUACUUGGAUGGUUUUUCCUAGAAUCUAUGAUUUGGAGAGGUUCGAGUGAUGGGAAUGAGUGGAUCCAGGAUUAAUCCCUGUUGGGUUCCCCAUGCUUUCUUGUUUCUCAUUGUUGUUUUAGGGUUGCCAUCGCGCAUUCAAUGCGUGGACGGGGAUGACUACAGUCGGACCGGUAACCUGGCUGCGCUUCCAGUCGUGACACAGCUCAUCUAUGGUCGGCUUUCGAAUCUCACUACAGUUUUCCGCAAAGAUAUCGAAGAAAAAUUCGGAUUCUGCAUAAAGGAUGCGAAUCUCGAUUGGAAUGGUGCAUUUGAUUUCACAGGGAAGUUAGAUUUCUUGACUAACUGUAUCAAGAAGACAAAAGGAGAUCUCACGCAGAGACUAUGUACAGCAGCAGAAAUAAAAUUCUACUUCAGAAAUAUAUUCGAGAGACAGGCAGCAGAUGACAAUUACUUAAAACCUAACAGGAAUUGCAAUUUGACUUCAUGGGUUUCCGGAUGUGAGCCAGGUUGGGGUUGUAGUGUUGGCCAAGACCAGAAGAUUGACCUCAGAAAUUUAAAAAGCAUGCCUGCUUCCAGAACUCACGACUGUCAACCUUGUUGCGAGGGUUUCUUCUGCCCCCAGGGUAUUACUUGCAUGAUACCUUGCCCAUUAGGUUCUUAUUGUCCACGUGCAAAACUGAAUAAAACAACUGGAAUCUGUGAUCCAUACAGCUACCAAAUACCUCCUGGAAAACGCAACCAUACUUGUGGUGGUGCUGAUAUUUGGGCUGAUGUUGGAAGAAGCAGUGAAAUUUUCUGUUCCCCAGGAUCAUACUGUCCACAUACCACACGUAAACUUCCUUGCAGGAGUGGACAUUACUGCAGGAUGGGAUCCACUUCUGCAAAACGGUGCUUGAAAUUCACCUCCUGUAAUCCAAAUACAGAAAACCAAAAUAUUCAUGCUUAUGGAAUCGUACUUAUUGCUGCAUUGAGUACUCUGCUGCUCAUUAUAUACAACUGUUCUGAUCAAGUUCUCACUCUUCGAGAAAGAAGACAGGCUAAAUCUAGGGAAGCUGCGGCCAGACAUGCACGAGAAACUGCACAAGCACGACAAAGGUGGAUAUCUGCAAAAAAUGUUGCCAAGAAGCGUGCAGGGGGGUUGCAAGAACAGCUAUCCCGCACGUUUUCUCGUAAAAAAUCUGCAAGGCAGUCAGAGCAGCUGAAGAUCUUGGGUCAUGCUAAACCUGGAACAGAUGGUGCUCUGUUGCCACCUUUGCCUCCAGGUUCUUCAAGCACAUCUAAGCAAUCAGCUUCAGCGUCCAAAGCAAAGAAAAAGGAACCAAGCAACCUCACAAAAAUGUUGCAUUCCCUUGAGGAAGAUCCAGAUAGUCAUGACGGCUUUAAUCUGGAGAUUGGGGACAAAAAUAUGAAAAAGAAUAUGCCAAAAGGUAAGCAAAUGCAUACUCACAGCCAAAUUUUUAAGUAUGCAUAUGGUCAACUGGAGAAGGAGAAAGCUAUGCAACAGCAAAACAAGGACUUGACAUUCUCAGGAGUAAUUUCAAUGGCUACUGGUGGUGAAAUCAGGACGAGGCCUGUGAUUGAGGUGGCAUUCAAAGAUCUAACUCUUACUUUAAAAGGGAAAAACAAACAUUUGCUUAGGUGUGUUAGUGGGAAAUUAAUGCCCGGUCGAGUUUCAGCUGUCAUGGGUCCAUCUGGGGCAGGAAAAACGACAUUUCUUUCUGCUUUGGCUGGAAAAGUGACUGGAUGCACCAUGACAGGUUUAAUUCUUAUAAAUGGAAAAGUUGAAUCCAUGGAUUCUUAUAAAAAGAUUAUUGGUUUUGUGCCACAAGAUGACAUUGUGCAUGGGAACUUGACAGUGGAGGAGAAUCUCCGAUUCAGUGCAAGGUGCAGAUUAUCUGCCGACAUGCCCAGACCUGAUAAGGUUCUGGUUGUUGAAAGAGUCAUUGAGUGCUUGGGACUUCAGGCAGUGAGGGAUUCCCUGGUUGGAACAGUGGAGAAGCGAGGAAUCUCUGGAGGCCAGAGGAAGCGUGUAAAUGUUGGUCUAGAGAUGGUCAUGGAACCUUCGUUGUUGAUCUUAGAUGAGCCCACAACUGGUCUGGACAGUUCAUCUUCUCAGCUACUUCUUAGAGCACUUCGACGCGAAGCUCUUGAAGGGGUAAACAUCUGCAUGGUAGUUCACCAACCAAGCUAUGCUUUGUUCAAGAUGUUUGAUGAUUUAAUACUGUUAGCCAAAGGUGGUCUUACUGCGUAUCAUGGAUCUGCAAAGAAAGUUGAAGAAUACUUUGUUGGCCUUGGGAUCACCGUACCAGAGCGUGUUAAUCCUCCAGACCACUUCAUUAACAUUUUGGAAGGUAUAGUGAAACCAAGCUCGAGUGUGACUCGUGAACAGCUUCCUGUUAGAUGGAUGCUUCACAAUGGUUACACAAUACCCCCAGAUAUGAUGCAAUAUGCUGAAGGACUCGCCACACCCUCAACUGGCUCAAAUCCUAGUGAUGGAGCUACUGAACAAUCUUUUGCUGGAGAUUUAUGGCAGGAUGUGAUGUCUAAUGUUGAGCUAAAACGAGAUCAUAUACAACAUAACUUCUUAAAGUCCAAGGACUUAUCCAAUCGAAGAACUCCUGGUGUAGCCUGGCAAUACAGAUACUUCAUUGGGAGGGUUGGUAAGCAGCGGCUACGAGAAGGUAGAUUACAAGCAGCUGAUUAUCUGAUUUUAUUACUUGCUGGAGUCUCCCUGGGAACUCUUGCUAAAGUGGGCGAUGAAACAUUUGGGUCUCUCGGCUAUACUUAUACCGUCAUUGCUGUUUCACUACUAUGCAAGAUUUCGGCAUUGAGAACAUUUUCUCUGGACAAAUUACACUACUGGAGAGAGAGUGCAUCUGGAAUGAGCAGUCUGGCCCAUUUUCUCUCCAAAGAUGCAGUUGAUCUUUUCAAUAUAGUUAUCAAGCCUUUGGUUUAUCUAUCCAUGUUCUAUUUCUUCGGCAAUCCAAGAUCAUCCUUUGCAGACAAUUACAUUGUUUUGCUUUGCCUCGUUUACUGUGUGACUGGCAUAGCUUAUGUACUUGCCAUCUAUCUAGAACCUAGUCCUGCCCAACUGUUGUCAGUGCUUCUUCCUGUUGUUUUGACUCUUAUUGCAUCCCAGGACAAAGAAAGUGGUCCUGUCAAGUAUCUAGGAAAUUUGUGCUAUACUAAGUGGGCUUUAGAAGCUUUUAUCAUUGCAAAUGCUGAAAGGUAUUCUGGGGUGUGGCUGAUAACUCGAUGCAAUUCAUUGAUGCAAAGUGGCUAUGAUCUUCAUGAUUGGUCUCUUUGUCUAUUCCUCCUCAUUUUUACUGGUGUAGUUAGUCGUGUCCUGGCAUUCUUUUGUAUGGUAACCUUUCAAAAGAAGUGACUUUGGACAUUCUUUUUUUGCUGGUUUCCUAGUGUACAAAUUAUACAAGUCUAAUUUUGGUACCCUUGUAUCAUAGAGCCUCAGAAGGGAUCCAAUCACUGCAAGUGAGAAAAAAAUAUUCCCUCUUGCAAUUAACUAGUAAUGUAAAUCAAGUCUCAUGACCCAGUUUAGGACUUGUGGUCAUUUCCUCUUGUCAAUUAGCAUGUCUAUUUUAGCUGAGUAGAGAACUGGCAUGAAAAGAAAAUUUUUUGUUUUAAUUUAUGCCUUUUGUGGUGUCUAUGGAGGGAAAUGAACGACAAAAGUUUUGAGGGCCAUGAGAAAACUUUGGAGGAGAUUAAAAAAUCUUUAUUUUUCAAUACCUUGUAUAUUUGGACAACUACUUUUGUUUCUCAUUCAAUGAUUAUUUAUCAUGAUUUCCUAUUUCA
Alnus glutinosa is the source of this 3935-nucleotide messenger RNA. Its product is annotated as putative white-brown complex homolog protein 30. The transcript has 14 exons. Gene Ontology annotation, molecular function: ATP binding; ABC-type transporter activity; ATP hydrolysis activity. NCBI's taxonomy places the organism in Eukaryota, Viridiplantae, Streptophyta, Magnoliopsida, Fagales, Betulaceae. The coding region runs from base 172 to 3510 and encodes 1112 amino acids. The record is from RefSeq and is a predicted model, not a curated record.